AUGUUCAUGAUUAACUUCGUCGAGUUCGCAGCCGAAUCCUCGCGCGGCGUCGUGUUGGCAACGCUCUUCCUCUACACCAAGUCACUGGGAGGCGAUCUAGCCUUCAUGGGCAUGCUCACGUCGCUCUUCUCAGUGGGUCGCCUUAUCUCGUCCACAGUGUUCGGCUGGAUGUGCGACCAUUACUCGUUCCGGUCAGUGUACCUCGUAUCGUCGGGUAUCUGCCUGAUGGGGAACGUCAUCUACCUCAUCGCAGACCAGCACGUGACUGGCAGCUUGACAGCGUUGGCUGCGAGUCGGUUUAUCGUGGGCUUCGGAGCUGGCAAUCGCAGUGUGUGUCGUGCUGAUGUGGCGUCGAUCACGACCAUCAACCAGCGUCUCACAUACUUAACGAUGCUGGCCACAGUUGUGUUCCUCGGUUAUGCUCUAACGCCCGGUCUUGGAAGCCUAGUGGCCAAUACCGACACGUACGUGUUGGGUAUUCACUUCAACAAAUUCACGUCGCCAGGGUUGAUCCUGAUUGUCUUUAACGUGUUGACAAUUGUUGGCAUGGUGACACUAUACGACUCAUCCGUUCAGACUCGAGACGGUCCGUUGGAGUCAUCGCAAGAUGCUGCGAUGAAGAAGACACUGAGCAACAUUACGACCAUGCCUGAACGCAUUGUCAAUGUCGGCAACAUGAUGCUGGUGGUGAUGCCUGCCAGCUUGUCGUUCCCGCAACUGGCAGUGGCGGAGUUUUUCGUCUGGAGUGUGGGGUGCCCCAUCACGACAGCAGUUGUAGUGGCAGCGUUCUCAAAGCUGCUGGGUGGCCGACCACAAGGAACGCUGAUGGGUCUGCUGGGCUCUGCGGCCUCGGUGUCGCGCAUCAUUCUGCCUCUACUUCCUGCUGCUAUUCCUACACUCUCACCUGUUUUCUGGAUCAACAUUCUACUGUGCACUCUCAUUGCCAUCACCUGGAAACGAUUCUCGGGUCGCAUCUGGCUUCGAACAAGAUCGAAUUCCCCGGCAAAUUAA
Phytophthora infestans T30-4 is the source of this 1011-nucleotide messenger RNA. Its product is annotated as Major Facilitator Superfamily (MFS). Bases 1 to 1011 code for a protein of 336 amino acids. The transcript is spliced from 3 exons. Gene Ontology annotation, molecular function: transmembrane transporter activity. NCBI's taxonomy places the organism in Eukaryota, Oomycota, Peronosporomycetes, Peronosporales, Peronosporaceae. The record is from RefSeq and is a predicted model, not a curated record. Gene Ontology annotation, biological process: transmembrane transport.